This is a messenger RNA of Tigriopus californicus, 4124 nucleotides long. Its product is annotated as TBC1 domain family member 2B-like. The transcript is spliced from 14 exons. Lineage: Eukaryota; Metazoa; Arthropoda; Copepoda; Harpacticoida; Harpacticidae. The coding region runs from base 684 to 3932 and encodes 1082 amino acids. The record is from RefSeq and is a predicted model, not a curated record.
AAUACAAUUCACCAAACCGACCUUCCAAGCCAAUUGCUCGUCAAUGGAUGCUUCAAAACUGGCGCGCUUUUCGGACCAAAACAAGCAACAACGACGACGACGUUGCCCCUUUGUCGGAAGACGUCUGUCGUCUAGUGAUGUUCGAACCCGAGUAAGAGCAAUCCCUCGACGGUACCUCCCCACAACACCCAUCACCAGUGCACACAAAGUGUUCUUCUGGCUCAUCAUGGGUGCUCUCCAAUGGUUAUCGGCGACGGGCUCCUCCUUGUCCUCCUUCUUCUCUUCCUCCGCCCUCACCAACCUCUCUUCUCUUGCAGUUGUAUUUGGUUGAAGGUUCUCCCCUCCCUCCCCCGUUCUCCUCACAUUGUGCAUGUUGUUUUUGUUGGAGGACUAGGAACAGUGCUCGUAUGUGUAUGUCUGUCAGUCUGAGUUGGAACGUGUGAGCGGAUCAUCGCCAAAUUGUGCCACACACUUGUGAUGAAACAAGUACACUCCCCGCGUGAAAGUGUUGGAGCCUAACUCAUACCAAAACAUUGGGAUUAGGUCUUCACCCAGGGAUUUGAGGCAUAGAUGAGACUUCAGACCCUAAGGGGACAUAGACAUUGUCAUUCAAGGCCUUGACGCAAGGCCACUCGAGCCCUUUGAGGGAAGGCAUGACACAUUGAGGGAGCUCAGCUGGUAACAUGUUUUACUUCCCCUUGAACCCGGAAAGCUCGGGCCUUCGAGCUCCAUCAUUGGACAGUGAGGAAGGCGUUGGUUCGGAAGAAGGGGAACCCCCCAAAUUGGGUAUGUUCAGAAAAUGUGGAGAUAGCGGGGAACGGUCCCGUGCGUCCCCUUUGCCCAAUGAAAAUCUCUUGAAAUUAGCCACCUCCAUGAAGCCCAGUUCAUCCCUCGAGUUCGCCACCCCACCCGAAUCGCCCAGACUUAAGUUGAGAGAUUGUGCCGUGACCAAGUCUGAGGAGAUCAUCUCCUUCUUCUCCGGAUCUCCGGAUGCCAAGCAACCCGUGGCUCCUCCGAGACACAAGCGACUGGCACAUAAAAACAAGUUGGAGCGUCUCAGAUUGACUAGCCAAGAUCGAAGCAGUUCCCAAGGUGAUGAGCCGCGGAUUUCGGCUGACUUGCUAAUCCCUGAUUUGGACCCAACGCUGGCCUAUCCGCCUCUUAAAGGUCACCUCUCGAUGCUGGUUGUUUCGGCCAAGGGGUUGCGACAAAUCAUGAAGACCAGAUAUUUUGUCUACGACAAGAAAGUUGGGCGUCUGAAGUUUUAUAAGAACGAAGAGGAUCAUCAUGAUCUUUUGGGGGAGAUUGACAUUCAAAGUGCGACAUUUUGUUACGAUGUGCAGAGCGACCGGAGUGGAGAGUUCACGAUUUGCACACGUCUUGGAGAACAUGUACUUUCGGCUGGAACAGCGGAGCGUCGCAUGUAUUGGUUGCAACAACUCCAAAAAGCCCGACGCGAGUUUGCUCAAAGCUCAAGUAACAGGAACUCAUUUCACAGUCAGGUUGGUCUUUUGAAAGAGAAGACCCCGGAGGAAGAGUUCACUCUUAAGGAAUCAAGUCCUUUUAAAGAGAUUAUGCAUACCCUGGAUCGACCCUGUUUUGAUUACACGUCUCCGCCCAAGUCUGCGGAUUACUACAAGAAAACCUCGUUCUUCCAAUCUUUCGCCAAGAACAAACCCAAUUUCCGACUUCCGAGGUCAGCCUCCAUGAGAACACCGUCUCCACCCCCUGGGGAUCAACGCUCACCUCCUCCUUCCAAGCCUCUUUCGUCUCCAAGCACCAGUUUCACAGCUCUUACAAGGAUACGGAAGUCCAUGCGCGACAAAAAGCCCACAACUGGCAAUGCAUUUUCACCAAAGAGAUUCAUGGAUGAAAGAGAUCGGGAACUUGCCAUGCUCAGGGAAGAUUAUCAGGCAUCAAAAGACGAGGCAGCCGCUUCCAAGGAAGUUAUCGUUCUUCUUAGGAAACAAGUGGAUGCUUUACAAAAAGAGAAAGACACAUUGACUGAGUUGCAAAAACCAAACUUUGACGACAGCCAGUUGUUGGAAAUACUCCGAACAAAAGAUGGUCAAAUCGUGGAGUUGGAAUCUUCUGGCAAAGACAACCAAAAAGUGAUCGACAUGCAAGAAAACCAGAUUGACAAGUUGAAAGAGGAGGUCAAGACCUAUCAACAAAUGCUCGAAGCUAAAGAUGACACCGUGGUCAGGUUAACCAAUCAUGUUCAUGAGAUGGAGCUAAAACAAGUAGUCGCCCAGUCCGCGGCAUAUCCAGAAGUCUCUCCAGGACCCAAGCUCACUUCCAAUGGGAUCAGCUUCGAUAGCGACAAGUUCGAGUUCAAGGAGUUUGUGGAUAUUGGCGUUCAAACCGAUAUCGACAAAGAGAGGGAGAAUCUCCAAGAUACGGUGAUGGCCUUUGAAAUGCAGAACAAGUUCCUCAAUAAGGAGGUCCUGGAACUCAAUCACCUACGACAACAGGCCACGGACAAGGAACAAAAGCUGUUCAUCGAAUCGUCCGAUUGGGAGGCCAAAUUCUACCAAAUCCAAUCCAAAUACCUUCUCCUCUUGAAUGAACUUCACAAUCCUCAAGUGGCAGUGUCGGCCUCCAGACAAGAGAUGGUCAGUCAGCUCCUCAAGGACAUUGUGGAGGCUGCCGAGAGUCCGACCCUAACCACCACCUCGGCCUCAUAUGACAGAUUCGGCUUCCGAAUUGACUUGGACAGUGAGCCUUCGCUCGAGGACAAGGCCGAAAGGCUUCGACGGCAGGCCGAGGAUGAUUCCCAGAACAUGACCACCGAGUUGGAAAACCGCGAAUCCAAAUGGGAAGAUGCCAUUGCCACUCUCGAGAGCAGGGUUCCUUUCACGCUUACCAACGAUAUCAAGAGGCUGUUGAGGCUGGGAAUCCCCAUCAGUCAGCGGGGAGCUGUUUGGAAAGCCAUCGUGGACCACAAGUUGAUGAGAGCCUCUCAAGAGCAUUUCCCAACGGACUAUUACCAAAAGGUCCUCUCCAACUACAAUCCUGGGCAAACCAUCAGUCCGGCCGCCAAACAAAUUGAGCUCGAUUUGCUGCGAACGUUGCCCAACAACAAACACUAUGAUGGACCGUAUGCGGAUGGGAUCGCCAAGUUACGUCGAGUUCUCUUGGCCUAUAGUGUGCAUAAUCCCGAGGUCGAAUACUGUCAGGGAUUUAAUCGAAUUGUGGCCAUCGCUCUUCUAUUCAUGCAAGAAGAGGACGCUUUUUGGCUUUUGGUUUACAUCAUCGAGCAUCUGAUGCCUCCCGAGUAUUACAGUCGCGACAAGCAACUCAUUGGCGCUCAAGUGGAUCAGGCGGUAUUGAGGGAGUUGCUGAUGGAAAAACUGCCCAAACUGGGAACACAUUUCGCCAAUCAUGGCGUUGAUGCAGGCAUGUUCACUUUGAAUUGGUUCCUCUGUGUAUUUGUGGACAAUAUUCCAGUGAAGACUUACCUUCAUAUUUGGGAUUCAUUCCUUUUCGAAGGAAGCAAGGUCUUGUUCCGUUAUGCCAUUGCCAUCUUCAAGUUCUUGGAGGAGGAUCUCUUGCAACAAACUGACUACAUGUCCAUCUUCAACAUGAUCCGUGGAAAACUGGAACGUCUCGCAGAUAUUCCCACACUCACUCAGAUUGCAUUUCAUGAACUCAACCCCUUUCCAAUGCGAACCAUCAACCACAAAAGAGAGCACCAUUACAAAUUGCUCGAGGCUCAGAAGCGAGAAUUGGAAGUCAUCCGUCAAAACUAUCGGAAGAAUUCGUUGGCUCGAUCCCUGCGAAGCUCACCGAAUCUGGAUCCCAAAUUGAUGAUUGCGCCCGUGGUUUUGCUCUCGAGUGAAACGGGUGGAGGUCCAGGUGGAGGUUCCAUGGGUGGCAGCGAUGACGAAGACGACGAGGAAGAAGACGAGGAGGUCGACCACGACAAAUGACUUGAUGUAUAAAAUGUUCCAUUGUCCCAAUAGACCAAAGCACCCACCUUCAUUAUCGUUCCCCAUAGUACCCCAUGUGAUUGACAGAUUGUUACACAUCAUCCAGGUGAUUGGUCAGAUUGAGAUUAGAUUCCCGAUUUUUAGCUUGAUUUCCUUGAGACGCUGUUCGAAAUACAUUGAUUGGUCGUCGUA